UGCUUAUCCUUAACGUAAAUGAAAGGGCAAAAGUAGACCCUAUAAAUAGCAAUGGUGCCAGAAGGCCUCCUUAUAAGCGAGCUUAGUAGAGAACUUGAGUACGCACUUGAAGAUGGUGAAACUGUCUACUCUCUGUUUCCUGUUUGUCCUCUUCCUUGCCUCUGAUGAGAAACUAGUGCUCAUGGUAGGAGCAAGAGACUGCCACAAAGUAUGGACCUGCAAAGGUCAAAACCGUUGCUGGGAAGACUGUAAGAAUCGAUAUAGCGGAACGGGCCUCUGCGAUUUGUACACAGCACCACCUGUUCCAAAGCAAUGCUUCUGUGCAUAUAAAUGCUAGUCUUAGUUUGAAGCAUCGUGUAGUAAGCUAAACAAGACUUGAAUGAAUAAAUGACAACCUUUCUAAGUUAUCAUGAAAUGUAUUUCCUAGAUAUCUGGAGUUCAAACCUCCUUUGAAUAUACUAUGCUAGCUCUUCGAACUGUGUUC
Populus trichocarpa (black cottonwood) is the source of this 484-nucleotide messenger RNA. Its product is annotated as putative defensin-like protein 184. NCBI's taxonomy places the organism in Eukaryota, Viridiplantae, Streptophyta, Magnoliopsida, Malpighiales, Salicaceae. The record is from RefSeq and is a predicted model, not a curated record. The coding region runs from base 113 to 337 and encodes 74 amino acids. The transcript has 2 exons.